Triticum urartu is the source of this 627-nucleotide messenger RNA. The record is from RefSeq and is a predicted model, not a curated record. Lineage: Eukaryota; Viridiplantae; Streptophyta; Magnoliopsida; Poales; Poaceae.
CAGAAUUCCUAGUGCCUAUUCUUUUGGGGUGCAAAUGCUGUCAAAUGCUCAGUCUAGUUCCAAACUUAUAGAUCUUGAAGGAUAUCGUACUAAGUCCGCCUCCUUGAUGAAGAUGGAAGGGAUAACAAGUGGGAAGAAGAGGAAGAAAACGUCAAUUGAGCAGCCGCUGGACCCUCCUGCAGAGAAAAUUCAUAUAAGAGGUGAUGAGAAAGUGGAAGAGGCAAUGUUGCCUGAUGCUCGUGAGAAGAAGAAAUUUACUCCUAUUCGCAGGCGAAUAAAGAUACAGGAUCUCCGGAGGCAAAUUAAAUUGGGGACCCGAAGCAGAUUUCAUGCCAAGGAGUGGAUUUGUGAAAAUUGCACUUGGACCAAUAAGCCCCAGAAGCAUUUAAUUGCGUAUCUUCCUCCUUUCUUUUGCGAAAAUUGCCAAUAUGAUCUUCUUAAAAUGGGUAAUUAUGAAUUUUCAUUUUCAAUGGCUGAUGUCACUGUAAACGGCUUUUCACCAAUUGGCAAUAUCAAGGAUCAAGGAAAUACAGGUGUCUUCCUGGAUUGCAUUUGUCUGAUUUAUGUUCUUUAUUUUAUGACUGUUUGCUUCUAGUUUGCUUACGAUGUUUUCUAUUUGAUUUAGAU